Molecule: messenger RNA, 3563 nt
Organism: Brienomyrus brachyistius
Lineage: Eukaryota; Metazoa; Chordata; Actinopteri; Osteoglossiformes; Mormyridae
Product: kinetochore protein NDC80 homolog
Exons: 16
Coding region: 1564-3477 (637 amino acids)
Biological process (GO): attachment of mitotic spindle microtubules to kinetochore
Cellular component (GO): Ndc80 complex
Source: RefSeq, a predicted model, not a curated record
UGUGUUAGUAGAGAUACUGUCAUAAUCUUGCAUUGCCGAGUACGUUACGCAGAUACAAGAUGGUUAAAACUUUUCUACCAACUUAAAAUAAAAAGAUGUCGACGAUGACGAAGCUAAAGCCUAUUAGUACUCCUCUCCUCUAGGUGGCGGUGCAGUAGUUUUAUAGCACAAUCAACGCAAUUGUUAGCCAGCACAAAUAACCGAAGUAGAAGCUUUGUAAACGUCACCAACGUAGUAUCCGUUGUUCACUAGUUGGCGGAAUAUUUAAAUUCAGAAAUAGGAUAAAAUUGCCGAGUUAUUGUAAGCGGCAGUGUAACGAAAAUUUUGUUCUUUCUGUUUUAUAUAUUCAUUUAAUAAAGAUUGUAGUAUAUAGAGAACAUUUCGUUCGCUUGUGGCAUUAACCUAUUAGCGCGCGCUGCGUACUAGUAUCUCCGCUCUGUUGUUUUUCUCUUUUUCAUUAUUCAUUUACCAAAUAGUCAGUUACUGCGGGUAUAUGUGUGUGUGGUGUUUUGCUACGUGAACAGCCCAGUUUGUAUUAUUUACUCUAAAGCUGGUAUUGUUUAUCAUCCCGCGUUACGGGAAUUUCAGCGCCCCCUUGUUCCUCCUGUCGUCCGCUGAUUAAUACAUUGACGGUGAUUAAUACAUUGACAUCGCGUGUGUUUUCUAUGUCUGUGUUUUUAACAAUAAUUAAAAUUAUUUAAAUCGUAGAUAUUGGGUAUUUGCUCGGAAAAUACAGGAAACUAGUAUUGCUUGUAGAACUUAACCUAUGUGUGUGUAUGUAUUUACAUGUAUGUGUGUUAUGUGACAAUCGAUGUGAUAGUCUUUAUCUUAAUUGUAACAACUUACUCCUUAUAUUUAUCAACUACUAUUGACAGCGAUGUAUUUGCAAGCAUUCAUACAUUCUGUUAAAUAUCGUGAUGGAUGGUUUCCUAUGGUGAUUCAGAAAUUACAGGACACCAGUUUGGUCUGUUUACAUGGAAUUGCGUAGGUCGCUUUUUCAGCCAUCAGUAAUUUUUCUGCAUAGAUGUGAAGGGGGAACAUAAUUAUCUUAAGCCUAAAAUAUAGGUUUCCCCCCCUGCUAAAACACGCGCAGCAACUUUGGACCUCAAUACUAAUAAACUAGCUUAUGCACAUGUAAUUAUGUAUCUGAAUGACUUUCAGCUAUCCCGCAUAUUACUUUGCCCAAAUAGGAAGGGGAAACAUUAUUUCCUAAUAUCCAGGAUAUUUGGUUCCCCCUGCUAAAAGAUAUGCAGCAUGUUGGAUGUCAAGACAUUGAAAUGACUGAAACCAUCUAACUAUAACGUAGUGAAUGGUGUAAUGACUUCAAAUCAGUGCACAAAAGGGGGAACGUGGGGGGGCAGGAAAGAAUUUCCCGUAAUACUGAUCCUGUUUUAUAAUUGCCCCCUUUCUGCGUCUAUACCAUAUAUACCAUAUUGUUGCUAAUAGCUUCAUUUGAGGAUUUGCCUUAUCUGAGUCUACUGUAGCUUAAGUGCCUCUGAAAUUAAAGCGUAUGUAAAAGCGUGCCCGUACCGGGAGCCCUUCUCUUCAUUAAUAGGACGAACAAUGAACCAGGCGUCCAAUAGCCGACAGUCGGAGUUACCCCACAGAGUGGCUGACAGCAGGACGAGCAUCAUCAACGCUACACCACAAAGCAAAGACUCUGCUUUCGGAAAGCUGAACAUCCCGAAACCACAGUCUGGGACGUCUGACAGGAGAACCAGUUUUUUCGGGAAAAGAGCUAGUGGGGCAGGAAUGUCCCGUAACAGCACUUUUGGAGCUUUUGGGGGUGUGGAAAAGAUUAAGGAUCCUCGACCCCUCCAUGACAAGUCUUUCAUCCAGCAGUGUAUCAAAGACCUCUGUGAGUUCCUGUCGGAGAGGGGAUUCCCCGGAACAAUAACAGUCAAGUCCCUCCAGUCCCCCUCCACCAAAGAGUUCUUGAAGAUCUUUGAGUUCAUCUGCAGCUUAAUUGAUCCCACUUUUCAGAUGCCAACAUCCAAAGUUGAGGAGGAGGUUCCUAGAAUAUUCAGAGAUUGGGGGUAUCCUUUUCCCCUGUCUAAGAGCUCCAUGUACUCUGUCGGGGCUCCUCACACGUGGCCACAGUUCCUUGGGGCAUUAGUCUGGCUCAUCGAUAUGGUAAAGAUGUACUUCCAUAUGCGGGAACAAGACCUUCUCUUCUCUAAUUUCUCAGAAGACUGCUCAGAUAUAGAGAAUGGAGCUGAGUUCAAUAAGCUGUUUCUCGAGUACUCUGCAGAAACCUACAAGUCUUUCAUGCAUGGAGCAGACACAUUUGAGGAAGCGGACCAGGCAUACAUUGCUAAGCUGAAGGAACUUUACAAAGUUGACGAGGCCCAGCUGGAGACAUUGGCUGAAAAGUACAGAAUCAUUAGUGAAGAGGUAGAGAGACUGGAGAAAGAAAGUCAGACGGACCGACUGAUGGUUAAACGAACAGAGAAGCUGAGACUGCAGACGGACUUGCAGAAGCUUCAAAACUAUAACGGUGAAAUGGAGUCCUUCAGAGCGGCCCUCGAGAACAAAGCGGCUGGGUUAUCUGAGGAGCUGGAAGCUACAGAGCUGCAGGUGGAAAGCUUGAAACAGGAGCAGGCCAGGCUGCAGCACAUUCUGCUGAACCAGAAGUUUUCCCCAGCUGACGUUGAAAGGAUCAACAGGGAGAGAAAUGAGCUCCAGCAGACCAUUGCCAGCCUGAGCACAAACUUGGAGGAGGCUGAGCAGCACAUGUGGAAUGAAGAGAUUGCCUUCGCAAAGGUCAAGGAAGAGGCUGAAGCUGAACUGGUAGAGUACCACAGCCUUGCUCGCAAGCUGAAGCUGAUUCCUGCAUCUGCAGAGAAUGCCUGCGGGAGAGAUUUUGAGAUCAAAGUCACUGCAGCUGACUGCGGUCUUUCAGCUGUGGCCCACUACAAAGUGCAAAUUCAAAAUCCUCUUAAGAAGAUGAUUUCUGAAGUUGAGGAGGAGACUGGAUUACUCUUAAAUAAAAAAUUAAGCCUCCAGGAAGCAGUGGAACAGAUUAGGUCCAAUGUGGAAGACAAAACCAAUGAGAUUAAAGACCUGAAGGAGCAAAUUCGCAAACUGGAUGAGCAGCUCGAGCUGGGAAUGCAGGAAACGGCCCGUGAGGAGGAGAAAUGGGCUUCGGAGGUAGAAUCGAUGGACAACCACAAGAAGGUGCUGGAGAGAAAGCUGAACGAUGGCUAUGACCAGGCUCUGGAGCAGCUUAAAGCAGCCCAGCAACAGUAUCACCUGGUGCUGCAAGAAACCAAUGAGCAGCGGCGUACUGUGGUGAACAAUCUCUACAGCUUGUUCACCACAGCCACAGACCACCUGUCACGUGUGGAGAAAUUCUUGGAUGACCAGAAUAAAAGGAUGGACAGAGUAUAUAAGAAGAGCCUUCAGGAGGAGGAGGCAGAGCUCAAAGAGCUGAGAGACAUGGUGGAGAGCUAUAUCGCCAAGGCCGAGGAUUUGUGAUGUCAUUCCUUUUAACCACUUGUGGGUGAGGAUAGGUGGUAGUUCACUAGUGGGUUAUCUUUUUCUAAAAUAAAAAUGUGCUACAA